Molecule: messenger RNA, 259 nt
Organism: Podospora pseudopauciseta
Lineage: Eukaryota; Fungi; Ascomycota; Sordariomycetes; Sordariales; Podosporaceae
Exons: 2
Coding region: 149-259 (36 amino acids)
Source: RefSeq, a predicted model, not a curated record
GUUCGCUAGGUCUCAGUCGCGUCUGCCUCACCCUCGAUUGUUUUCAAUCAUCUCUCUUUUUUUUCUUUUUUUUCUGCCUUGUCAGAAGGGCUCCACACCGUUCUUAGCCUGCACGCCGCCGCGCCAGGAACCCCCAGUGCCCACGCUCAUGGCCAACAAGUUGAACAGCAACACAAACCGCCACAGUCGUCCACACGCAUCAACAUCCCCUCAACAUCCAUCCACAAGACACCACGCCUGCCCCCCCGUCGCGUUCUAG